UUUGUCUUGCGUGGGCCGCCCUUGGGAUUCCUCAGGUGUCUUCCCCCCGUCGACGGCAGCUCGGCGCACGCAUCCAGGAUCUCCGCCCCCUUCUCCGGCGCUGGCCAAGAAGUGCCCCAGCCCCCAGAGCCGAUUGCUCUAGCACGGACGAUGGCGGCCUCCGGCAAACGCCUCGCCGGCAGCGCUGACAGGCUAAGUGACCUCCCAGAUGGCCUCCUCCACACUGUCAUGUCGUUCCUCACAGCCCGGCAGGCCGUGCAGACAUGCGUGCUGUCGCGGAGGUGGGAGGACCUCUGGUGCUCCAUGCCCUGCCUCAACAUCGACGAGCGGGAGUUUAGCACCUCAGCAAUCUUGUCCGACUCCGACUCCGACUCCGACUCCGACGAUGGGGAUGAGGGUGGCCCUAACUGUACUAGGUUAGAGUAUUUCGUCAUCAAUCUGCUGAUGUUUCACAGUGCGGCAACAUUGGAUGUGUUCAGGUUUCAUUCUGUUUCUGAACGAAAGAUUAAAUUUGCCGACCAAUGGCUACGCCGUGGCAUCAAGCGCUUCCCCAAAGUGGUGGAUAUCGAUUCGAAGAAUUGCUGUUGUAAAUUACCACGUUUCGGUUCCAGUUCUUCACGCCUCAACAGGCUGCAUCUUUCUCGCAUUUCUUUGGACAAAACCUUCACCCAGCAGCUACGUUCUGGCUGUCCGGUCUUGGAAGAUUUGGAGCUCAAGUGGUGUGUGCUUGAAGAUGCAGAAACUGCAUCUUGCACACUGAAGAACUUGACAAUUGAGCAUUGUACGAUUUACCAUCCCGGUGCGCUGACUAUCAAAGUUCCUUCUCUUACUUGCUUGCAGCUUGUCGCUUUUAGUCGCAACUGGGAUGCUGCUGUAGCAAACGAGAUGCCGUUCCUCAUCAAAGCCACCAUUUGCACAAUCCGUUUGAUAAUACUGCCAUGGAAGCUUCUUUUCAGCCUAAUUAACGUGAAAGAUUUAAAACUGACUGGCUUUCGAGCACCGGCGAAUCUUCAUGAUGGAUCGGAUACUUUCCCUGUGUUCCAUAAUAUUAGAACCUUGCUGUUUGACACAUGCGAUCUAAGUGACAAGUUUGAUAUGCUGGGAUGCUUUCUGAACAAUGCCCCUGGUUUAGAGAAGCUUACACUUGAAAGUUGCAUGCUUCCAGAAGCUUCUAAGGGAAGCAAGACAGGAGGAAAUCUAAAAAAGGCAUCUCUAGAAUACGAUGACGCACUUACUUUCCAAUGCCCAAGCCUGAAGUUGACUGAAAUCAAAUACAUAUAUGACGACGAUGUUCAGAAACUGUUUGACCUUUUGCUUGGCGCUUGGAGUAACCUACAGAAUACUAACAUUGUGAUUAAUAAGAAGACUUAGGGAGUGAUUAAGAAGGCUUGAAGCAGUGAACACCAGCCACUUUUGCAAUGCUUAUUAUUUCUGUUCCUCCUUAAAUGUAGCAUGCGCUCUGCCAUUUGCGCAUGUAAUUCUAUAUAUUUUCGCCUUUGAUGGCAGGACAACUGAACAAGCAUCUACUUUGGUUCAUUUCUGGAUAUUCUAAUGGUGUGCUUUUAUUUGUUGUGUUUGUUGCACGAGUCCAUGACACAUCUGAUAUAGCCGAUACUGCAACGCGUAUUCCAUUGGAUGGGAGUACAUACUAGUGCAGUAGCACUGAAGAAAAUCCAUAGGAGUACUAGGAGAGGCAUCACCACCCUGACACACAGGAACAGCGUAUACCAAAUCUGCUAUGUUCUUUUUUUUUCUCAGUUCAACCAGUAGGUGCUCUGUCUUGCUUGAGAUCUGGCAUUGGUUUCACCUGUGUGGCUGUGUUAAUGUGUAUCAUGGUCCUGUUUAAACGAAGCUGCACAACACAGUUCGAUCAAAUGCCAGGCAGAUGGUUCAACGGCGCCUACGACGGUUGCUCCGCCGAAACCCAAUGAGCUCACUGUUUUUUUUUUUUAACCGCGUUAUUGAAUUCGCCACUGUUGUGGUUUGUAAAAAUAUCAACAUUGUAAUUUAGUUAUCCCCAGCCCUCCUA
This is a messenger RNA of Triticum aestivum (bread wheat), 2029 nucleotides long. RefSeq names its product MEIOTIC F-BOX protein MOF. The transcript is spliced from 4 exons. The coding region runs from base 151 to 1371 and encodes 406 amino acids. NCBI's taxonomy places the organism in Eukaryota, Viridiplantae, Streptophyta, Magnoliopsida, Poales, Poaceae. The record is from RefSeq and is a predicted model, not a curated record. Gene Ontology annotation, molecular function: protein binding.